This is a messenger RNA of Olea europaea var. sylvestris, 990 nucleotides long. Its product is annotated as probable transcription factor At4g01260. The record is from RefSeq and is a predicted model, not a curated record. NCBI's taxonomy places the organism in Eukaryota, Viridiplantae, Streptophyta, Magnoliopsida, Lamiales, Oleaceae. The transcript has 4 exons. The coding region runs from base 1 to 990 and encodes 329 amino acids. Gene Ontology annotation, biological process: regulation of DNA-templated transcription. Gene Ontology annotation, cellular component: nucleus.
AUGGAGCGCAAAUCGCAAAAGAGAAGAAGGAAAUCAAAAGAUUUUCUUGAAAAAUCAGUACUAAUGUUUUCAAAUGACAAAGAAGCUGAAAUUUCUCAGGGAGAGAGCAAAGAAUCUGUUGAAGAGGGCUCCAGUUCCCACUCGAAAAGCAAAGAGGAAGGAAAGACGACCCAAGACGCUUCUUCAAAACAACAAAAUGGCUCUUCUUCUGAUGUUGAUAGUCUCCAACAAAAUGAAUUAAUUGAGAAGAAGUCCCAUUUUUUCUUGGGUCAGAUAUUCACUGACGAGGACGUUAUUACGUUGCUUCAAGGUCUCAUAGAUUUUAAGUCUAAGCAUUGGGAUGAAAGUAAGACCGAGUUUCAUUUGUUAAAGGACAAGCUUCAUAUGGAGUUUACGAAGCUUCAAGUCACUGAAAAACUUCGGAGACUCAAACAAAAGUUUUUUGGAAAUUUCAAUAGGAAGAAACGGGCUCCUUUGGAAUUCUCUAAUGCAUACGAAUCUACAGUUUUCAAGCUUUCGGAGAAACUUUGGGGAAAUGAGGGUCUUGAAAACAAGAAAAAUGAGAAAUCUCUAAAGCGGGAAAGAGUGGGCACGGAAGAAAAAGAGCAAAAUGUGGAAAAAGAAAUCUUAGAAGAUGAAGUGGACGUGGAAUCAAAUUACCCAUUAUUGCCUCAGUCUUUCCAAAUAAAUAUUGGAGGAAUAAUCUCUUCGGAUAUGCUCAAGAAGAAUUGGACAAUGAGGAGAAGUGAUAAGGCACAACACAUUGAGGCAGAAUGGAGAAAACUUAUGAUACAGGAGCUUGCGCUGGGGUGGAGCCAGGAUUUUAGUUCAGUGCGGGCAAAAUUUUUUCGACGACGAAUGUCGAGAUUCGCAGAGAGCCAGAGCCCAGAGGCAACAUUGAAUUGGUGGUCCACUAGAACUCGGCCGGUUGGCAUUGGUACUUGGCACCUUGACGGAGUUGAGGAUGUAGAGUCUGAGUCGGAGAUGUGA